Molecule: messenger RNA, 3711 nt
Organism: Stylophora pistillata
Lineage: Eukaryota; Metazoa; Cnidaria; Anthozoa; Scleractinia; Pocilloporidae
Cellular component (GO): extracellular region
Molecular function (GO): protein binding; chitin binding
Source: RefSeq, a predicted model, not a curated record
AUGGCCUUAAAGACUUUGUAUUUGCAGUCAUUUAUUUCUAUUUUGGCGGCCAUCAUACUCUGCUGGACAGAGGUUACUUCUGCGAGUGAUCCCUGUGACUGUUCGGUUUGCGGUACAACAUGCAGGGGGAGUUUGAGCUGCGAUCCUGGCAAACUUCUGGUCAAUGGAAGUGAAUUCGGCUGUUUUCAAUGUCCUCCUGGUCAUUACUGCCCAGGAGGUCAGAACACUUCUCAACCAUGUCCUGAAGGUUACUACAAUGACCUACCAGAACGGUCAGAUAUAGCAGCAUGCAAGGAAUGUCCUGCUGGAUUUUUCUGUGCUGAUGGUAGCCAACCACCAAAGCCUUGUGAAUCAGGUUACUAUAGCAAUGGUACAGGACAAACAAAAUGUGUUAUCUGCCCUGAAGGAUUCCAAUGUGAGAACCUUGCAUCUAAACCAACACCAUGCUCAGAAGGUUAUUAUAGUGCAGAGGGUAAUAAAACAUGUACAGUAUGUCCAGAAGGUUAUGAAUGUCCAAAUGGUGCAUCGCCCAGAGUAUGUCCUGAGGGACACUAUGCACCUCUUGGUUCCACAGAAUGCAAGGCUUGUCCUACGGGUCAUAAGUGUCCUCGUAAAGGAAUGUCUGCUCCUGAGACUUGUCCAGAUGGACAAUACACAAACCAGACACUACAAUUGACAUGUCAUACAUGUGAAUCUGGUCGUGAGUGUCGAAAUGGUGAUCGAUCUGAACCAUGUCCUGCUGGUUACUUCAGUAAGUAUGGACAGUCAACUUGCUUGGCAUGUGAGUCAGGAAACUACAGUUACAGUGGAUCAUCUGUAUGUCUGCCAUGUCCAGCUGGAAAACAGUGUCUGGAUCCAGCCGUUGAGCCAGUGAGCUGCACUCUUGGUACCUUUUCUGGUCAAGGAGAAGGUGUUUGUAGGCAGUGUCCACAAGGUUACCAAAGUACACCAAGCAGGACCUCUUGUGUUCCUUGUGCUGCAGGUUUCUACUGUCCUGACCCUAGUAGCAACCCACCAGUUCCCUGCCCUGUUGGAAUGUAUUCCCAGGGAGGAAGAUUUGACAACUGCACAGCAUGCCCAGCUGGCAGUGCAUGUCCUGAUCCUGCUGGUAGUCCUGUGGCUUGUACUGGUGCAACAUAUGCUGAAGCACUGUCCACAACAUGCAAGACCUGUCCAGCUGGCUACAGCUGCCCAGAGAAAAAGAGAACAGAAAUAUGUCCAUUUGAUGACAUACUGGGAUACUUCUACAGCACUGACUCAAUGGUAUCAUGUGCACAGUGUCCCAAUGCAAGUACAGGGCAAAUCUGUGAAUCCCGAUACAAGCUACCAGUCAGUUGUUAUUCAGGAGAAAUCCCCAGCAACAAUGGAACAGUAUGUAUCAGAUGUCGCCCAGGUUACUUUUGUCGUUCACCGCAAGAGGGAGAAGUGGCCUGUGAUCCGGGACAGUGGUCACUUGGUGGAGCCACAGCAUGUCGAGAUUGUGUACCAGGCUAUGAAUGCCCUGACAGUGGCUCAUUGCCACAGGCUUGUGCCCUUGGACACUACACAGAUAAGUCUAAGUCUGUGAGUUGUAAGCAGUGUGAAGCUGGGUUUAAAUGUCCAACAACCAGUGGUCCUCCUGAGGCAUGUGCAGCAGGUACAUUUAGUGCUGUAGCAGCCACAGCCUGUACAGCUUGUCCUCCUGGUUAUGCAUGUCCAAACACAUCAGACUCCACAGCCAAACAUGCAUGUACACCAGGGACAUAUUCUGUUGGUAGUAGCACUCUCUGCACAUCGUGCAGGGCAGGAUUCUUUUGUCCUCAAACAGACAAAAACAUUGAGCUUGCGUGUGAACCUGGUUAUUACUCAGGAGCAGGAAAUGAGUCAUGUACGGCAUGUCCACCUGGUUAUAAAUGUCCCAAUAAAGACGGCAGCACAAACCAACCCUGCCUGGAUGGAGAAUUUUCCAUAGGAGGGCAGACAUCAUGCACAGUAUGCCCAAAAGGUUAUGCUUGUCCAAAUACAACCACAGAUUACAUGAUCAAAUGUGAACCUGGGUUUUACGCAACCAGUAAGAAGACAGUAUGCACACCUUGUAAGGCAGGAUACUAUUGUCCAUAUACUGAUAAAAAACAAGAGAUUCCAUGUGAUCUUGGCUAUUAUUCAACUGGGAAUGCAUCUUCCUGUGAAAUGUGCCGUCCUGGUUACGCAUGUCCAGUCCAAGAUCAAGAUGUCAGGAACCUAUGUCCAAAUGGAACAUAUUCUCUGGGAGCUCAGAUUGAGUGUACGCCCUGUCUCCCAGGAAGCAAGUGCCCAUCAAUAUCAGAAGGUCCCACUAUUUGCCAACAAGGAUACUUCAGUGAAAGAAAUGCAAAGGAGUGCAAGCUGUGUGAGGCUGGCAAACAAUGCGCUGAUCCGGCUGCUCCUGAAUCUUGUCCUCCUGGGUAUUACUCGCGUUCUGGUUGGAUACAUUGUCUUCCAUGCAAAAGAGGUUUCCAGUGCAAAGAAGGUUCAACCACAGACAGUCCACCUGAAGACGCGUGUCCAAAGGGUGGAUGGUGUGAUGGCCGCACUCUUUAUCCAUGUCCACCUGGGACAUACAAUCAGUUUAACGGUUCACAAUCUCAGGAGGCAUGCAAAGUGUGUCCUAUGGGUCAUUUCUGUCAGAACAGUGGUACAGUUGAUUACCAACCAUUUCUUUGUCCAGAAGGCCAUUACUGCCCCAUGGGAACAAAAUUCCCCCAUCAGUUUCCUUGCCCAGCUGGUACGUACAACCCAAUUGCCAAUCAGACAUCAAGAUCAUUCGCUUGCUUGCCUUGUCCUGCUGGCAGCUACUGUGUGGCAGGAUCCAGUCAGCCCACCAGCUGUCCUCCUGGAUACUAUUGUCCAACUGGAACUGGUGCAAGAACACAAUUUGCCUGUCAUGCUGGAUUUUACAAUGAUCAAACUGGCCUGAAGAAUUACACAGAGUGUAAGCCUUGCCCUCCAGGGUCAUACUGCCCAGAUGGCUCACUAACUGAGCCCACAGUUUCACCAAUUCCUUGUCCAGCAGGGACAUACAAUCCUGAGUGGAAGGUGGGGCACUUACUGAACUGUAUUCCAUGCACUGCAGGUUACUUCUGUCCUCAGGCAGGACAGACAAAUGCCACCUUAUACUGCUAUGAAGGUUAUUAUUGUCCAAAUGGUACAGUGGCAGGUAAUCAGUUUCCUUGUCCCCCUGGAACAUAUGGAGACAAAGCAGGUCUGACUCUGGGAGAGGAGUGCCUAACAUGCCCACCAGGAAGGUCAUGUGGCUGGGGAACGGGUCUAAACAAUAAUAACACUUGGCAAGUUUGUCGUCAAGGACAUUUUUGUCCAGCAGGCACAGGAUCACCAACCAAGUAUCCUUGCCCUCCUGGAACGUACUCAAACAGUUCUGAAUUGUUUGAUGCAUCCCAGUGUGACAUCUGUCCUGAAAGAAAGUAUUGUCCAGGUGGUGAACCAGCACCCAGAGGUGACUGUCCACCCGGUUAUUACUGUCCAGAAGGCACACGAGUGGCAGAACAAUUUCCAUGUCCUAAUGGAACAUAUAAUCCUGACUAUGCCAAAGCAAGAGUUGAUGAGUGUCGUAACUGUACACAAGGCCAUUUCUGUGAGUUGGCUACAGUUCAACCAGUGCCAUGUUCUAUUGAUAUCUGUACAGAAUUUCUCUCAUUAAGUGUAAAACAUGAAAACCUAAUGGCAAUCCAGUGA